AGUCUUCUUCUCGAGUUGUUGCUGGAAUUCUAUAUACCAAGAAAGAAAAAGAAAGAGUUAGUUUUCCUCUCUGCUCAACAUGGUUUUAUCAAUGGUGAAACAAGAAAGGGAAUGCAAAAUCUUUAGCUGUAGCGAAACCACUCUUUCUGUUGAGAUGCCAGAGGAUAUAGUAGAAGAGAUUCUUCACCGCAUUCCAGCGAGGUUUCUGUUACGAUGGAAAGCAGUUUCGAAAGGGUGGAAAUCAUUGAUCGAAUCUGGCCAUCUAGCAGAGAAACACCUCCGUCGCCGUCAAAAACUGUACGGAGCCGAAGAGUUUAAAAUCACUUUCGAAAGCUCCGACGACUCCGACUCGAGAGGCUUCGUUGCCAAGACUUUCACAAAAUAUGAGGGAUUACCAGACAACAUAAAAUCACAAGUUCUUCCUCGAGUUCCUGGGUCUUGUGAUGGUUUGGUCUGCGUCUACGAUUUAAUGAACGUUUAUCUUACCAAUCCUAUGACACAUGUGAAACGGAAACUUGCUCUUUCUCAACGUACCAAACUUUCAGUUGGAUUCGGGAGAGAUGUUGUGACAGGAGAAUACAAAGUGGUUGUUGCUUAUAGCUUCGAUGAUGACAGAGUGGAGAUUAUGGUUUUCGAUCUUAGCACCAGCAAGUGGAGGCCGAGAUACAAAACCGCUGGUCCAGUGCCUCUUUCUUUCAAUCUAAUUAACCCUAAAAGAAACCCAGUCUUUGUAAACGGCUCACUCUUCUGGUUGUGUGCACGUGGCCAUUCGGACAUACUUGUCAUGAGUCUUCACACUGAGAAGUUCCGUACGCUGUCGCAACCUAAGGACAUUGAUGUGUCGUCCAAUGUCAUUUACAUGUGGAGUCGCGAGGACCGUCUCUGUGUCUCUGAUUUAAGACAACUAAGGGAUUCGGACGUUUGGGUUCUUGUGCAAGACGAAGUUACAAAGAGGUGGGAGAGAACUAGAUUUGCUUCCGCCGAUUCUGCCAUCUCUACUGUCAUUCCUCCACAUAAGUUGAAUUCCGCUUGGUUUUCACCGACCUUGGUUUCUCCUUACCAGUUCUCGUCCAGAACAACUCUUAUGCGUUAGCUCUUUGUGACAUUAUAAUGUUCACAAGAAACUGACUGUAUAUCAGUUUGA
Raphanus sativus (radish) is the source of this 1144-nucleotide messenger RNA. RefSeq names its product putative F-box protein At1g33530. The transcript has a single exon. The coding region runs from base 80 to 1093 and encodes 337 amino acids. Gene Ontology annotation, molecular function: protein binding. Lineage: Eukaryota; Viridiplantae; Streptophyta; Magnoliopsida; Brassicales; Brassicaceae. The record is from RefSeq and is a predicted model, not a curated record.